Aegilops tauschii subsp. strangulata is the source of this 1378-nucleotide messenger RNA. RefSeq names its product alpha carbonic anhydrase 5. Gene Ontology annotation, molecular function: zinc ion binding; carbonate dehydratase activity. Gene Ontology annotation, biological process: one-carbon metabolic process. NCBI's taxonomy places the organism in Eukaryota, Viridiplantae, Streptophyta, Magnoliopsida, Poales, Poaceae. The record is from RefSeq and is a predicted model, not a curated record.
CACCGUGCCCCCUUUUCAACACCCCAGCUAGCUAGUGCAUGUAUAGUGUGCGCGUGUGUGUAUAUACAGACCCACCAACCUUCUCCCCUUUCAUAGCCAAGCUAACGAGCAGUAGCACAUCGAUCAGCAAACGGGCGUCCGGCAGGCACUCAACACAAAACACAAAUAUGCGUUCAGCUCGCGACCUCCGCCUCGCGGUCUCGGCCCUCCUCCUCCUCCUCCUGCUUUCAGCCGGCGUCCUGGCGGCAAGAGCCCAGCAUGAAAUCGACGAUGAGUCAGAGUUCAACUACAUCCGCGGGUCCAAGAACGGGCCGGAGAACUGGGGCAAGAUCAAGGAGGAGUGGGCGACGUGCGGUACCGGGCAGAUGCAGUCGCCUAUCGACCUCUCCGACCACCGUACCUCACGGGCACCCAAUCUCGGCUACCUCAACCACUCCUACCUCCCUGUAGAGGCCUCCAUCGUCAACCGCGGCCACGACAUCAUGGUCAAGUUCAACGGCGACGCCGGGAGCCUGUGGAUCAACGGCACCGCGUACCACCUCAGGCAGGUUCACUGGCACUCCCCCAGCGAGCACCGUGUAAACGGACGCCGGUACAACCUCGAGCUUCACAUGGUUCACCUCAGCGCCGAGAACAAGACUGCCGUGAUCGGCAUCCUCUACAAGAUCGGCAGGCGCGACCAUUUCCUCCACGAGCUCGAGUCUUACCUGCGGAGGAUAGCAGACACCAAGGAGAAGGAGGAGAUGGUAGGCGUGGUGGAUCCCUGGGAGGCGAGGGGAGAUGGCGAAGCCUACUAUCGGUACAUGGGCUCCCUCACAACGCCGGCGUGCGACGAGGGGGUCAUCUGGACCGUCAUCAAGAGGGUUGCCACCGUGUCGAGUCACCAACUGAAGCUUCUCACCGACGCCGUCCAUGACGGCUUUGAGAUGAAUGCGAGACCCCUUCAGAAGGUGAACGGAAGAGAUAUCAGCUUUUUCUGCCCUGAUGAUCACCAUGAGCGCUAUUACGCUGCUGCUGAUCAGUAAUUAGCAUUAAACUUCAGCAAGCGUGAGGGAUAGACAGCAUGCGUGUUAAUUUGUUGGAAACCACGAAGAAGAACGACCGAUUCCAUGGAGCAUUGCAACGAUCGUGACUCGGCACCAAGCGGAGAUGUUUCUGGUCUUGGCACGGUUGUUAAUUCCAUAGUAAAGUCGAAGUCACAGACGUGUCGUUGUUGUUAUCUUCAAUACUUGGAUGACAUGUGCUCAAUCUAGUACGCUGUCUUAUUUGAGUUUUCUUCUUUAUUAAUAUUUAAAUAAAAAGUGCCUCAAUCACGGCUGGUUGUGCCAUCUUGUUGCUAAGAUGUGCUAGCUAAUGGAUUUAUUUCUUCAUCAUUGCA